AUGGAGCCACUAGAACCAGACAUACUGAAUAUAUCCUGGCUGAUUGAGCAAAACUACCAGCUUAUUUUGGCCAUGUUAUUUGCCAUUGAGGAAAUCAACAGGAACUCCCAACUUUUACCAAACACCUCUCUGGGAAUUGAUGUGUAUAAUCUUCUACCUGCUGAAAGGAAUGUUCUAGAGAGUGUGUUUUAUUGGCUGACAGGUUUGAGCGUCUUCAUCCCUAAUUACCACUGUAGAAAAGAGAGAAAAUCAGCUGCCUUACUUACAGGAACAAGACGGAAAACAUCUGAAAUCAUUGGGACAGUGUUGCAUCUUUACAAAUUUCCUCAGCUUACUUUUGGGCCUUUUGAUCCUAUUCUGACUGAAGAAAGCCAGUUUUCAUCUCUGUAUCAGGUGGCUCCAAAGGAUACAGCUCUAACACAGGGCAUCACAUCUUUGAUGCUUCAUUUCAGCUGGAACUGGGUUGGAGUGCUCAUCUCAAGUGAUCACAGAGGUGCUCAGUUUCUAUCAGACUUAAAGAGAGAACUGGACAGGAAUGGGGUCUGCAUAGCUUUUGUGGAAACAGUGUCAUUUAUAGGGGAACUAGUAUAUUAUAAUCCUGUGUAUACUAAGUGGCGUAUUCUGGAAUCAUCAGCAAAUGUGAUUGUAAUUUAUGGAGACAGUACUUCUUUUUUAACUGUAAUAAUAAAUAAAUGGGGAAAAUUUAUAUCUAGGUUUGUGUGGGUCAUGAACUCAAAAUGGGGUGGUAACAAGUUUCAUGAAUAUACCAUGUUAGAUUCAUUCCAUGGGAGCCUCAUCUUUUCACCCCAUCAUGGGGAGAUUUUGGGUUUCACAAAAUUUAUGCAGGAAGCCACCCCUGUAAAAUACCCAGAAGACAUUUAUCUUCAUGUCCUGUGGAACCUUUAUUUCAAUUGCUCACUUUUGUGUUCUAAUUGUCAAAUCUUUGAAAACUGUCAGCCCAAUGCCUCUUUGGGAUUGUUGCCAGGGAACAUUUUUGACAUGACCAUGGCUGAAGAGAGUUACAAUGUGUACAAUGCUGUGUAUGCAGUGGCCCACAGUCUCCAUGAGAUGAUUCUCAGUCAAGUUCAAGAUCAAACAGAGGCAAAUAAAGAUAUAACUCUGUCAUUCUCUUAGCAGCUUCACCCUUUUCUGAAGAAGACUCAAGUGAAAAGUCCUGUAGGAGACCUUGUGGUUCUGGAUGAGAAAAAGAAGUCAGAUGCAGACUAUGAUAUUAACAACCUUUGGAAUUUCCCAACAGGUCUUUCACUACAGGUGAAAGUGGGUACAUUUUCUCCAAAAGCUCCACAGGAGCAACAAUUGUCAAUAUCUGAACAUAUGAUGCAAUGGACUACAGCAUUUUCAGAGAUUCCUCAGUCUGUAUGCAGUGAGAGCUGCAGUCCUGGAUUCGGGAAAGCCAUCAUGCAAGGCAAGCUUUCUUGUUGCUUUGACUGCACUCCUUGCCCAGAGAAUGAGGUUUCCAAUGAGACAGCCAGUAUGGAACAAUGUGUGAAGUGUCCAGAAACUCACUACGCAAAUGCAGAAAAGACACAGUGCCUCGAGAAAACUGUGACCUUUCUGAAUUAUGAUGAUCCCUUGGGGAAGGGACUCACUCUCAUCUCACUGGGAUUCUCUGCACUCACAGCUGUUGUUAUUGGGGUCUUUGUAAACCACAGAGACACGCCAAUUGUCAGGGCCAAUAAUAGAUUUCUCAGUUACAUCCUGCUCAUCAUUCUUAUGCUCUGUUUCCUCUGUCCCUUGCUCUUCGUUGGCCUUCCCAACACUGUAACCUGUAUCCUGCAGCAGAGUUUAUUUGGAUUUCUUUUUACUGUGGUUCUCUCCACUGUGUUGGCCAAAACCAUCACUGUAGUUUUUGCCUUCCAGAUUACUGCUCCAGGGAGAAGGACAAGAUGGCUACUAAUAUUGCAGGCCCCUAACUUCAUCAUUCCAGUUUGCACCCUAAUGCAAGUACUUCUCUCUGGAAUAUGGCUGGGAACAUCUCCUCCAUUUAUUGACAUAGAUGCUCAUUCUGAACAUGGACACAUCAUUAUUCUAUGCAACAAGGGGUCGGCUGUUACCUUCUACUGCAGUCUAGCAUACCUGGGAGUCAUGGCCUUUGGUAGUUACCUCAUGGCUUUCAUGUGCAGAAACCUGCCUGACACAUUUAAUGAAGCCAAGUUUCUGUCUCUCAGCAUACUUGUUUUCUACAGUGUGUGGCUCACUUUGCUCCCUGUCUACCACAACACCAAGGGGAAGGUUAUGGUGUCUAUGGAAGUCUUUUCUAUCUUGGCUUCUAGUGCAGGCAUUCUCUGUCUAAUCUUUGCCCCCAAGUGCUAUAUUAUUUUGUUCAGGCCAGAUAGGAACUCACUUCAUCACAUUAGGGACAAAAUACACAGUAGGAGCAAAACUUGCUGA
Molecule: messenger RNA, 2412 nt
Organism: Microtus ochrogaster (prairie vole)
Lineage: Eukaryota; Metazoa; Chordata; Mammalia; Rodentia; Cricetidae
Product: vomeronasal type-2 receptor 116-like
Exons: 7
Source: RefSeq, a predicted model, not a curated record